GAUGGUUAUGAAUAAUCAUUAUUUUAAAACAAAACUCGCAUUGGCUGAUCUUUAUGAUAGUAAAAAAGAAUAUCAUAAAGCAUGGGAUAUUUUUGAAGACCUUUAUAAUAAAGGAUAUGGUGAGUAUAAACCAACAGGAGAGAAGAAUCUCCUAACAACCUAUAUGGCAAAAUAUCUUAUAAAUGGACUUCAUGCCAAAAUAGACAUAAAACGUGCUUACAAAAUAUGCAAUAAGGAGGAAAAUAUCAAUAUACUACGACUUAUAAAUACAGAAAAACUCUAUGAUAAAAAAAAAUAUGAGGAAGCCUGGACUAUUUUUUCAGAAAUUGAUACUUGUAAAUACAGAUCAAAUUAUUAUUCAAGCAAAUCAGAAAAUAAAGCUAAAUUUACUGCCAAAUUUUGA
Messenger RNA from Racocetra persica, 403 nucleotides. The record is from the annotation of a GenBank genome assembly. Lineage: Eukaryota; Fungi; Glomeromycota; Glomeromycetes; Diversisporales; Gigasporaceae.